Vitrella brassicaformis is the source of this 2231-nucleotide messenger RNA. The record is from the annotation of a GenBank genome assembly. Lineage: Eukaryota; Vitrellaceae.
ACACGCCACCCCAGCAGCAGCUUGAAGGCGGCGUGCGUGCGUGCGUCAGGCACCAUGACUCCAUACGUAGAUACCGCCCAUCCCCAGGUGGCCAGCCAGUGCAGAUCGCCCAGUCACACACAAACACGCUCUCUUUUCCCUCGUCUGCGAGCUUUUCGAUGUACGUACAGAAAAGUCAAUAAAGGACCCCGUUUCAAAAGAUCUGAGACAGGCAGCACACGAGCAGGCAAUCCGGACCGACAGAAUCUGAAAGUGACGGCGAAAAACCGACGCGAGCGACCCUGGCCGAAGCGACCCAGCCGUCGGUCCUUUGAGGCGACUUUUUGACGUUUCAAGGUUCGCAAUGGCGCAGCCCCAGCCCGAAGGUAUCAAUGCGCAGAUGGGUCGACGGUAACCAUGGAAAAGCCGAACGUUGUAUGUGUUGCAGCCAAGGCAUCCAUCUGUGGACACAAGCGAGUCCGCCACGACCUCUCAGCAGCAGCAGCCGUCGGGUCCCCUCGCCAUGGCAACAGCGGCUGCCGUCGGCGCCACGGGCAAUGGCAAUGGCAACGGCGGAUACAGUAAGCCUGACAUCAGCCGGCGGAUGGAUGGAUGGAUGAAUGUCCUCUCUUCUGCGUGUUGUCGUUGCUGCAGUGUCUGUUGAUGAGGGUCGUGUGUACGGGCAGCGGGAGUGGAAGCUCAUCAUCCCGUGGCUCAAGGGUGCUGGACACACACACGGCACACCCAUCAUCCACAACGAGCCGUGUUUGCAAUGGUCCCUGGCUGUGUAUGGUCUGUGUGCAGUUGGGGACAAGGUGAGUGUGCUCAACGCCAAUCCGCUGUACGUGGAGGCCAAGUGCGUCGAGGGCGAGAGUGCGGUCUGCACGGCGGGGGGUGAGGGGGACACACAGACGGACUGGAUGGGGGGCGCCGCAUCAGUGCGUGUGCGUGGGAGACAUGGGGUAUGGCGACGUACGAGGGUGCUCUGUGCGUGGGUGUGUGCGUUUUCAGGUGUUGCUGAGGCCGGCGCUGCCCCGAAGGCGAAAGUAGGCAGCACCACAGCACUACACCGCACCCCUCCAUGGCCAUGCACACCACACACCACACACCACCACACCAUACGGAGGGAGAUCCAGACGAUGACCGUCCUAUGCUCCACCCUCCCCUUUUGUGUCAUUAUCGUGUGUGGUGCAUUCAGGCCAAGGGGAAGGGCGAGGCCAAGUCUGGUGGUGGCAAGGCGCGUGCUGCCCCGAAGCACCCUUCGUUUGAGGAGAUGAUCAAGGAGGCCAUCGGCACACUCAAGGACCAGUCAGGCAGCAGCCUGUUCGCCAUCAAGAAGUUCAUCCAGGCCAAGUACUCCCUCGACGUCGAGGACGCACGCACCAAGCACCACCUCAGCCGCUCACUCUAUAAGAUGACCGAAGCCAAGAAACUCAUCAUGGUACAGGGGGAGGGUAGGUGAUAAUGGUGUGGCGUGUGUUGGUGUGUUGUGUGCAGAUCAAGGCGUCGUACAAGUUGGACAUGAACGUGGUUGGCGCUGCCAAUCUUGAAGGCCGCACCCAAGAAACCCAUGGCCGCCGCUGAGGGUACGCACGCACGCCACACAAACCACACACCACACCACACCACACCACACACGCAGACACGGACGCCGCGCGACCAUCACCAGGGGACGGUUGUACACGUGUGUCUACCCUUUGCCAGGUCCGCGUGUGGGGCGCUUCGCCCACUGCCAGUGGGCAAUAGCACGGCCGACAAGGAUGAGAAGGGCGGCGAGGGGGAGGGGGACAAGUGAGUGUCUCUCUCACACACAUCACACACAUAAGGGGGAGGGGGCAUGGGGGCAGAGGGCAGUCAGACGAACGGUAGCCUCUCGGCAGUUUUUGCAAUGGAUCCAUCCAUCCAUCCAUCCAUCUGUGUGUCCAUUGCAUCCAUCAGUGCGAUGUUUGUGCAGUCUGACGACAUGAAAGACCGAUCUCCAUCGUAUGCAUCUGUGGAUGUGUGGAUGUGUUUGCUUCUUGUCUGCUCGACCGCCCUGCCUGCCCAUCGAUUCGCCGUGCCUGGGCGUCGCCUCUCCGUUCUCGACCCACCCAGAGCGACGCCUCCUGCCUGCCUGCCUGGCUGACUGCCUUCCAUUUUCUGGCUGGCUAAGUCGUCCGUGUGUGUGGUUUGGGAUGUGCGUGUGUGUGUUGACUUUUUGCCGACACUUUGGCAUGGAGCGACUGGAUGAAUGGAAUGAGAAUUGAUUGACG